Molecule: messenger RNA, 4144 nt
Organism: Neoarius graeffei (lesser salmon catfish)
Lineage: Eukaryota; Metazoa; Chordata; Actinopteri; Siluriformes; Ariidae
Gene: eya1
Product: EYA transcriptional coactivator and phosphatase 1
Exons: 17
Coding region: 378-2141 (587 amino acids)
Biological process (GO): multicellular organism development; cell differentiation; negative regulation of extrinsic apoptotic signaling pathway in absence of ligand
Cellular component (GO): nucleus
Molecular function (GO): protein tyrosine phosphatase activity
Source: RefSeq, a predicted model, not a curated record
GUGGACUCUGACACACUCUUCUCCCCACACACACACACACACACACACACACACACACACACACACACACACACACACACACUUGCACUUACACACACUCUCACACACACUCAGAGUCACUCAGUCUCUUGAGAUCUAUGCACGGGGACUUCAUGGCUUCACUUUUUCAGGCUUAAAAUGAAAAAGAAAAAAAGUUGCACCUCGUCAUCGAAACGUCGCUGAUUUUUUUUUCUUCCCGUCGUCGAGUUUUGAAAUUCGAGAUUCCACGACGCCGCUUCAUUCGCUCGGGGGACAAAAAAAAAAAUCAGACGUGUGGAAGAAGAAAGAGAAACGAAAAGAGGGAUAAAAGUGCAAGGAUUCAUCCAGAACUGCAGUCUAUGGAAAUGCAGGAUCUAGCCAGUCCGCACAGCCGAGUCAGUGGUAGCAGUGAAUCUCCGAACGGCCCAAACCUUGAUAACGCGCACAUUAACAACAAUUCCAUGACACCAAAUGGCACUGAAGUUAAAACAGAGCCAAUGAGCAGCAGUGACAUCACCACGUCUGUAGCAGACGGCUCGCUAGACAGCUUCUCAGGAUCAGCUAUUGGAAGCAGUGGCUUCAGCCCAAGACAAACUCACCAGUUCUCUCCACAGAUCUAUCCUUCCAACAGACCUUAUCCACAUAUUCUUCCCACUCCUUCUUCACAAAACAUGGCGGCGUAUGGUCAGACGCAGUACAGCACAGGAAUGCAGCAGGCCUACGCAACUUACCCCCAACCAGGCCAGCCUUAUGGCAUCCCAGCCUACGGUCCAUUGUGGGCAGGAAUCAAGACGGAAAGUCAAGCUCAGUCUCCAGGACAGAGCAGCUUCCUCAGUUACAGCUCCAGCUUCUCAACACCGCAGACGGGACAAGCGCCCUACAGCUACCAGAUGCAAGGAGGCAGUUUUACAACGACAUCAGGACUGUACGCAGGAAGCAAUUCCCUCACAAACUCGACUGGAUUUAACAACACACAACAGGAUUACCCGUCCUACCCUGCAUUUGGCCAGGGUCAAUAUGCCCAGUAUUACAACAGCAGUCCAUACACGUCGCCCUACAUGACCAGCAACAACACUAGUCCUACCACGCCGUCCACUACGGCCACGUACACACUGCAGGAGCCACCGUCCACCAUCACCAGCCAGGCUCUGACUGACCAAUCAGCAGGAGAGUACAGUACAAUCCACAGUCCAUCAACCCCCAUUAAAGAUUCAGAUUCAGAUCGAUUGCGUCGAGCCUCGGAUGGAAAGUCACGUGGAAGAGGAAGAAGGAACAAUAAUCCGUCUCCACCACCGGACUCUGACCUUGAGCGCGUGUUCAUUUGGGAUUUAGACGAAACGAUCAUCAUUUUCCAUUCUUUGCUGACGGGGUCUUAUGCCAACAGAUAUGGACGGGACCCACCAACGUCAGUGUCGUUGGGACUCCGAAUGGAAGAGAUGAUCUUCAAUUUAGCAGACACGCAUUUAUUCUUCAAUGACUUAGAAGAGUGUGAUCAAGUCCACAUUGACGACGUUUCCUCUGAUGACAACGGUCAAGAUCUGAGCACGUAUAACUUCAGUACGGAUGGCUUUCAUGCCGCCGCCACCAGUGCCAACCUGUGUUUGGCGACCGGUGUGAGAGGAGGAGUGGACUGGAUGAGAAAGCUGGCCUUCCGUUACAGACGAGUAAAAGAAAUUUACACCACCUACAAAAACAACGUCGGAGGACUUCUGGGUCCGGCCAAAAGGGAGGCCUGGCUGCAACUGCGAGCAGAAAUUGAAGCUUUGACAGAUUCCUGGUUAACACUGGCACUGAAAGCACUAACAUUAAUCCACUCAAGGUCAAAUUGUGUGAACAUCUUAGUGACCACGACGCAGCUCAUACCUGCCCUCGCAAAAGUGCUGCUCUACGGACUGGGAAUAGUUUUUCCAAUCGAGAAUAUUUAUAGCGCUACAAAAAUAGGCAAAGAGAGCUGCUUCGAGCGAGUAAUUCAGAGAUUCGGGAGGAAAGUUGUUUAUGUGGUGGUGGGAGACGGAGUAGAAGAGGAGCAGAGCUCCAAAAAGCACAACAUGCCGUUCUGGAGGAUCUCCAGUCAUUCGGACCUCAUGGCUCUUCAUCACGCGCUGGACUUGGAGUAUUUGUAGCACUGUGACAUCCUCAUCUCUACUCCUUCUACUCAGCACGGACCGACGACAGAACGUUAACACACUUAACUGGGGAAAACAAACGCAAACACGCAGGUUAUAAGUGCAAAUCGGCCUGCGACUCGUCUUAACCCUAAACCUCGGCCCUCGGCGGAGCGCUCGAUUGGAGGAUUGCGACUUUUUAUGUCGCUGCAGCUGCAGGUUACUGUGAAUUGACUCGGCUUCUUUCUGAAAAAGCCGUCAGAAUGUUUUAUGGAUUUUUUUCUGGAAAAAAACAAACAAAAAAAAAAAACUCUGCGAGGGUUCACACCUGUGAGGAAACCAGAGCUACCGACAUCGCUUUCGGCUCUUAGUGAGACUCCGAUCCCGCUGAGAUUCAGCGUGAUUUCCCCUCUUCUCUUUACUCGGGUUCGCUUGAAACCACUGCGCUGGAUGUCCUACGCUUCUAAUUUAUAAUCGGACACUUUGUUGAGAGCGCCGCCUCCCUGCGAGAGACUUAUCGCCUUUUUUGUUUUGUGUGUUUCUCGCCAUACAGAGUACUUUGAUUCCAAGAAGACGUUUAUGGAGAAGAAGAAAACGGAUUUUCUAAUAAUUUAAAGAAAAGAAAGAAAAACUUUAUCUGCAUUUGCUCAGACAAUCAGAUGUGUACAGAAUACGGCGGAUUUUUCGUGUGUGUAUAUUUUUAAUCACUGGACUAUUCCUUCCUGUUUUGCUUUAGCUACAGUUCAUGCUAUUCAGUGCUUUUUUUUUUUUUGGUGGAAGUACACUAAGGCAAGAGUGCACCACAAAGAACUUGUGCGGGGCCUCGAAGUGUCGCUUAAUGGUCUAAGUGUAGAUCGGAACGAUUUCUUGAGAAUUUUCGUCAUGACCAAAAGCAUGGAUGUCAAGUGUCAAUGAUUUCGUAUUUUGUUUACGGAUUUAUUGAUUAUUUUAUUAUUUUAUUUCCUCCCUUGCUAGUCAAAGUUUCUGUAUUUAUUUACAGGACCUCGGUAGCAUUUUAUUUUGAAAUAAAUACAUGUAUUUAUGGGAUAAAACACAUCAGAAAAGAAAGUGAUAAUCAAAAUGAAUGUCAAGUUUUGAGUCGAGCGUCUGUACGCUCCCCACUGACUCCUUUUUCUGUUUAACGUUUAAAAGCAAUUAGACCUCAAACCUCCACAAUAUUUCAAGGUUUUGUUAUCUUUUGUACUGGCACUAAAGGCAGAAACUCUUGUACAUUAAGUGUAAUUUUUGUAUGAAGUAGUCUUUUUAAUUUUGAUUUUUGGAAAUGUUGCUGUAGUUGGGAGAAAAAAAAAUCUUCAUAGUGCUUAGAUAAAUAAGACUGUGGACUUGGGAAACUUUAAAGCUCUAAGGACUGUAAGAAAGCCACUACACACACACACACACACACACACACACACACACACAAUGACGCAAAGGGGUCAAGAACACACAUGCGCUACCGACUGUGAAUUUCCUCAGCAGGAAUUGAAUCCGUGUGUGAGUUUCUGACCGGUUUCUGCUCCGUCGUCAGUGUUGCUUCAUUCCUGAAGGUGAAGUGUUCUGCUGCCCCUUUCCCCUGUCUAAACUCUAACCCUCUAACCAUCCCCCCAACCCCAAAUAUAUGCGUCUUUAACCGACAAUACCCAAAAUCUACCCCAAUUAAUAUCUCCUUAUAUAAAAUCUGCCCAUUUAAUCUGCCCCAUAACCCCGACCCAAAUAAAUUCUGCCCCUUUAAUGCCACCACAACGUAAAUCUGCCCCCUCCCAUAUAAAAUCUGCCCGUUUACUAUGCUCCUUUCUCCUGUCCCCCAGGGUAACACAUAUUGCUGCUAGUUCAUGGUCAUAUUAGAUGGGAGAUGUUUUAUACAGUAAGUUUUUUUUUUAAUAAUAAAUAUUGCAAUCAUAAUGCAAACUGGAAAAAUAUUGACGUGGGCCUCGUCGUGAACACACAAACAUUUGUUGUGUCUGAAAAAAAGAUAUGUACAGAUUUUUUUGACAUUUAUUAUUUGAUUGUGUUUAAAUUAA